AUGUUGAAAAUCGUCAUCACCAUUAUCUUCAUAAUCUUAUCAUCAUCAACACCAUCAUCUUCAUCAUCCUAUUUUAACAUUCCCAAAAUCUUGUUGCUGUCUCACGAUUUCAAAUUAGCUUCUCAUGAAUUUCUUUCCGCUAACAUUACCGAUAUCAACUCCAAAACUGAAUUAACUGUUUUUGUCCCGGAGGAUCACGCUUUUGAGGAUGCUUCCAGGUACAAAACCCUUCCGAUCGAGAACAAGUACUUCGUGCUCCAAUGCCAUAUGGUAAGUGAUUAUCUAUCUCCUUCCCUCCUUCUCCAAACUGCAAAAGUGUGGCACUUGGAAGCCACGAUGGGAACUGCAAUCAUGGGGGAUAAAAAAUAUAUGAUGAAUAUCACUCUCCAAGGUAACGGCUCCAUUGAAGUCAGCAACCAGUUCGUCCGAGGUUUAGUAACUCGGACGAUAUAUGACCACUCUCCAAUUGCGAUGUAUGGCAUCACUAAAGUGUUGCUUCCUCGAGACCUUCCUGAUAUUGCUCCUCCGCCACAGAAGACAGCUGAUGGCUCUUCCGCCGCUGUUUGCGGCUUUCAGUUUUUUCCUAUUUUACUUUUUUAUUUCCUUGUACUUUGUAUUUAG
Messenger RNA from Trifolium pratense (red clover), 621 nucleotides. RefSeq names its product fasciclin-like arabinogalactan protein 4. The coding region runs from base 1 to 621 and encodes 206 amino acids. The record is from RefSeq and is a predicted model, not a curated record. The transcript has a single exon. Lineage: Eukaryota; Viridiplantae; Streptophyta; Magnoliopsida; Fabales; Fabaceae.